Pristis pectinata (smalltooth sawfish) is the source of this 3058-nucleotide messenger RNA. RefSeq names its product caseinolytic mitochondrial matrix peptidase chaperone subunit Xa (gene clpxa). Gene Ontology annotation, biological process: protein folding; proteolysis; protein catabolic process. Lineage: Eukaryota; Metazoa; Chordata; Chondrichthyes; Rhinopristiformes; Pristidae. Gene Ontology annotation, cellular component: mitochondrial matrix. Gene Ontology annotation, molecular function: ATP-dependent protein folding chaperone; zinc ion binding; protein dimerization activity. Bases 306 to 2198 code for a protein of 630 amino acids. The record is from RefSeq and is a predicted model, not a curated record. The transcript is spliced from 14 exons.
CUUCCGGUGGGUAGCAGUGUGUCAGCGCCGCCGACUGAAGCGGAUCGAGCGCCGGAUUUGCGCCUGUUUUGAUGCGUUUGAACCGGAGCCUCUGUCACCGUGCAGCCUGAACCGCGCUCCCCACCAACCCCACCCCCCUCCCCCCGUGUUAAUUCCCCGCACGUUUUCCCGCAGCGGUGUUGAGGUGAGGCGUUUCCCGGCCUCUUUAUACGAGGCGGCUGAGCGGAGGCAGGGAGAGGCCCGGAGUCCCCCGCGGGUGUUUGGCAGGAGCUGCGCCGGGCCCAGGGGGAGGCCGCUGGGCGCAAAUGUCCUGCGUUGUGGUGAUGUGUUCCUGCUCGUCGGCGGUACGGCUCCUCCGUUCGUCCAUAACCACCUCGGGUCUGGGAUUUGCAUCUAUGCGCUUCCAUUUCCCAUUCCUGGGAAAUUUUGAAGGGCAGGGAAGAAGAAAAGUUCCUGGAAGAGCAUUUCAUGAGACAGUUACUGUACUUGCUUCAAAAGAUGGAGGUAAAGAUACAUCUGGAGAUAGCAGCAAGAAGUCUGUCAGCGAAGGAGGCAGCAAACGAUCAUCUGGUUCAGGUGGUUCUGGGAAAGGCGGAAACCAGCUGCGCUGCCCAAAGUGUGGCGACCCAUGCACUCAUGUGGAGACCUUUGUUUCUUCAACUCGCUUUGUGAAAUGUGAAAAAUGCCACCAUUUUUUUGUGGUGCUAUCUGAAGCAGAUUCCAAGAAGAGUUUAAAUAAGGAGCCAGAAUCAGCAGCUGAAGCUGUGAAACUAGCUUUCCAACAGAAACCACCACCACCUCCAAAAAAGAUAUACAGUUAUCUCGACAAAUAUGUAGUUGGUCAGUCUUAUGCUAAGAAAGUGCUUUCAGUUGCUGUGUACAACCAUUACAAGCGCAUUCACAAUAAUAUUCCAACUGCUCUAAGGCAGCAAACAGAAGUGGAGAAACAAGCCUCUCUGACACCUCGCGAGUUAGAAAUCCGAAGACGAGAGGAUGAGUACAGAUUUACAAAGCUACUGCAAAUUGCAGGCAUUAGUCCACAUGGUAAUGCCCUUGGAGCUUCCAUGCAGCAGCAGGCAAGUCAGUCAAUUCCCCAAGAGAAACGAGGAGGCGAGGUGCUUGAUUCAGCUCAUGAUGAUAUAAAGUUGGAGAAGAGUAACAUUUUAUUGCUUGGUCCCACAGGAUCAGGCAAGACCUUAUUGGCCCAGACCCUUGCCCGAUGUUUGGAGGUUCCGUUUGCCAUUUGUGACUGUACUACCCUGACGCAAGCUGGAUAUGUGGGUGAAGAUAUUGAAUCGGUUGUUGCUAAGCUCUUGCAGGAUGCCAAUUAUAAUGUGGACAAAGCACAGCAAGGAAUAGUAUUCUUGGACGAAGUAGAUAAGAUUGGCAGUGUUCCAGGGAUCCAUCAAUUACGUGAUGUGGGUGGUGAAGGUGUUCAACAGGGGCUGCUGAAGCUACUUGAGGGGACAAUUGUAAAUGUUCCAGAAAAAAAUUCCAGAAAAUUACGUGGAGAAACAGUUCAGGUGGAUACGACCAAUAUUUUAUUUGUGGCGUCUGGUGCUUUCAAUGGUCUGGAUAGGAUUAUCAGCAGGAGAAAGAAUGAAAAGUAUCUUGGAUUUGGCACUCCCUCAAAUCUUGGCAAGGGGAGAAGGGCAGCAGCAGCUGCUGAUUUAGCAAAUAUGAGUGGUGACAACAAUACAGUCCAGGAAAUGGAAGAAAAAGAUAGAUUACUUCGCCAUGUUGAGGCCCGGGACCUGAUAGAAUUUGGAAUGAUACCAGAAUUUGUAGGACGUCUGCCUGUGAUAGUUCCACUACAUAGUCUAAAUGAGGACACAUUGGUGCGGAUUUUAACAGAACCUCGAAACGCUGUCAUCCCACAAUACCAGGCUUUGUUUAGUAUGGAUAAGUGUGAUCUUAAUGUAUCUGAGGAUGCCUUGAGAGCUAUAGCCCGCCUUGCCCUGGAAAGGAAGACUGGUGCCCGAGGUCUUAGAUCAAUCAUGGAAAAAUUGCUGUUGGAGCCAAUGUUUGAAGUGCCAAAUUCUGACAUUGUUGCUGUAGAAGUGGACAAAGACAUAGUUGAUGGAAAGAAACCACCUGGAUAUAUACGAGCCCCACCGAAGGAACCUGUUGAAGAGGAGUAUGAUUCUGGAGUGGACGAUGAUCGAUGGCAUCGCCAAGUAGAUGCCGCCAACAACUGAACAUCGUAAUACGGAGCAAUGUGUGCAAAGAUGAGCCUUGUACAACAUUGAAACUAGUUUUAUUUUGAUUAAUUUUAAGGUGUUAUUAACCUGUUACUCUCACCAGAGAGUUACUGUUUGAAGAGAAUAGAUUUUUGGUAGGGGUUGAAAGUCUCCAUCCCCUUAGCAUGAUCUCAGCAGACCUGGAAACUGAUCAUGUCAUUGUAAAAUAGAAAAUCUUUGUACAGUGGACAUUAUGCCAUCUUUGAAUCUUACUGUAAACACAUUUCUCAGUGUGUUUAUUAUAUGUUACAAUUUUUAGCAGCUGCUUCCCUACAUUUCAAAAAAACAAUGUUCAGGAACAAACUGUGCAACCCUUGUACUAUGAGAGCAAGAACUUAUUGAACAUCCCUUUACUUUUCAUUAAUGCAUCUGAACAUUUACGGUUUCUUUGUGCUAGAGGUGCUAUAGCUGUAUUACAAAGAUUUACUUUCAUUUGAAAAAGUAGAAUUUCAUAUUUGUGUUCAAAAUGUAGGAAUCAGAUUGAACUGUAGCAAAGGUCAAUGAAAUUGAAAAUAGGUUUUACUAACAGCUAUUGUGGGGAUUUCAGUUUUGAUUCUUGAUCUAUAAUGUUUUGGCCAUGAUUUUGGGUCAGUUCUGCUUGUGCUAAAAUAUACAUAAUGUUGUUUUAGAUAUCUUUGAUAUUAAGCACAAUACACAUGUACUAUAUUUUUUCUGUACUUCCUUCUGUGCUAUUGUGACCAGCAACAGAAUUGAUUUUAAUCCUUUAGAAAUUCACUUUAUUGUAACACUAAAGGAUAUGAAGAUGAAUUACUGUAAAUCCCUGGUUGUAUAAAUAAAGUGUACAAAUUAAGCACUUA